GUGCGCGAACCGACUUUGAGCCGCCUCGAUUUCUUUGUACGUGGGAACCUUUGCUCCAGCGCGCAUCGCAACCCCCAUCCACCGAAACCACCCCUGCCAUUCCGCCAGAAUGUCGGACGACGCGACUACGGACAGCCAGCGCGAGACCUCCCGUCUGUGGCGCGUCUGGCGCACCGCGCACGAGCUGGUUGCCGACAGGGGCUACGAAAUGCCAGAGGAGUCGUACAAGCUCUCUCUUGAAGAAUUCAGGUCUAGGUUCGGGGACGCCUCCGGCAACGUUGAUCGCAAGCAGCUCGCUUUCUCGGCCAAGCCCAGCGACGAAAUGAAGGCGAAGCACUACAACCCGCGCAAGCCCAAUGAAGAGGUCGGCCAGAUCUGGAUCGAGUUCAACGGCGAAGCGAACGUCGGCGUCAAGCAACUGCGCGCCUUCAGCCACCACCUCAUCGAGAACUCUUUCACCACCGGCAUCUUGGUCACGUCCGUCGUCGUCACCCCGUCCGCUCGCAAGGUCAUCCCGUCCAUCCUGCCCAUCAUCAUGGAGCUCUUCGAAGAGCAAGAGCUCCUCGUCAACAUCACCCACCACGACCUCGUCCCCAAGCACAUCUUGCUCUCUGCCGACGAGAAGGCCGCUCUGCUGCAGCGCUACCGUCUGAAAGAGAGCCAGCUGCCUCGUAUCCAGCAGUUCGACCCCGUUGCGAGAUACCUAGGAUUGAAGAGAGGUCAGGUCGUCAAAAUCAUCCGGAAGUCCGAAACGGCAGGCAGAUACGCGAGUUACAGAUGGGUCAUCUGAGCGGUCGUCGUGGCAGGGGGAAUGGCGUUUUGGGAACUGUUUGUGUGGACACUUGAAGAGCAUGCAUCUUGCGGGGCCUGGUGCAGCGGAGUUUAUCUGGGAGUUACCAUACUAAAAAAGAUCGAGUAUGCUUGAAUUUGUGGUCGCAAUGACAGCAAUCAGGGCAGAAGAGGAAGAAUAUCGAAGUCACCAAGAUAAUGGGUCCAGAGCUGCGUGAGGAUCUCGCGUGAGAAUCUUGGAUUUUUAUGCUCUAACUUUUUGAACUAGUUUUCAUCUGGGACGUCAGCGGCCAGUGGCCUAAGAUCUUGUGAAACAAGCAUCUUGUUUCUGUAUGACCCUGAGUAAAUGGACUGAUUAUCUGUGGCCAAGGAAGAAUUGUUACACUUUGCUUGACAACAUCUUCAAAAAGACUUUCUACAAAC
Molecule: messenger RNA, 1212 nt
Organism: Aplosporella prunicola CBS 121167
Lineage: Eukaryota; Fungi; Ascomycota; Dothideomycetes; Botryosphaeriales; Aplosporellaceae
Exons: 3
Coding region: 110-790 (226 amino acids)
Biological process (GO): DNA-templated transcription
Cellular component (GO): RNA polymerase II, core complex; RNA polymerase I complex; RNA polymerase III complex
Molecular function (GO): DNA binding; DNA-directed RNA polymerase activity
Source: RefSeq, a predicted model, not a curated record